Plectropomus leopardus (leopard coralgrouper) is the source of this 2791-nucleotide messenger RNA. The record is from RefSeq and is a predicted model, not a curated record. Lineage: Eukaryota; Metazoa; Chordata; Actinopteri; Perciformes; Serranidae.
ACGUUUUUGUGGAGAGCCACCAGUCCCUAGACCACCACACCAUCCACAAACAAGGACACAAUCAUCGUUCUACACACAGGAAGAAAACAGCAGACAAAAUGGCAACGGACUCUCCACGCAGACCUAGUCGCUGUGCUGGAGGGGUUCUAGUGCGAGCACAAGCUGCUACGGAGCAGUCUUACAUGGAAAGUGUAGUGACGUUCCUGCAGGAUGUGGUCCCCCAGGCAUAUACUGGGGCUCCGCCCACUGAUGAAAAAGAGAAAAUCAUUUGGGUUCGAUUUGAGAAAGCAGACAUCAACGACACUGCCCGCAAUCCAGAGUUUAUGGAAAUGCACAGUGGUACAACGGACCCUCCUCUCUGCCUCAUGAUUGGCUACACUGACGGGAUGCAGAUCUGGAGCGUAUCUUUGGCAGGAGAAGCCCAAGAGCUGUUCUCAGUGCGCCAUGGUCCUGUACGAGCUGCUCACAUUCUGCCAGCCCCUCAUAUCAGUCCUCUGAAGACGGACAUUUUUGCCGACAAGAGGCCUUUGUUGGGGGUGUGCAAGAGCACAGGGUCUUCUGGGACAAGCCCUCCCUACUGUUGCGCUGACCUGUAUUCUCUACGGACAGGGGAAAUGGUCAAAUCAAUUCAGUUCAAGACGCCCAUCUAUGAUCUCCACUGCAACAAACAUAUUCUUGUUGUCAGCCUGCAAGAGAAGAUUGCAGCAUUUGACAGCUGCACCUUCACUAAGAAGUUCUUUGUUACAAGCUGUUAUCCCUGCCCUGGCCCCAGCCUAAAUCCAAUAGCUCUGGGAAGCCGCUGGCUAGCCUACGCUGAGAACAAGUUGAUCCGAUGUCACCAGUCCCGUGGCGGAGCUUGUGGCGACAAUGCACAGUCCUAUACAGCUACAGUGAUCAAUGCUGCUAAAACAUUAAAGACAGGUCUAACCAUGGUGGGUAAAGUUGUCACCCAGUUGGCAGGCACACUACCAGCAGGCACUCCUGACGAGGAGGGCACACCUCACAGCGCGAGCCGCCGCAGCCCCCACAACCCCGGCGUGGUCACCAUCAUUGACACAUACAAUGUUGGUGAAGGACAGGUCUUGGUAAGUGAGGACUCGGACGGGGAGGGAGUGGUGGCUCACUUCCCAGCUCAUGACAAACCCAUAUCCUGCAUGCAAUUCAACCCCAGUGGAAUGCUGCUGGUGACCGCGGACACUCUGGGCCACGAUUUUCACGUCUUCCAGAUUCUCACCCACCCAUGGGCGUCCUCACAGAGCGCUGUUCACCAUCUCUACACGCUGCAUCGUGGGGAAACUGAGGCCAAGGUCCAGGACAUGUGUUUCAGUCAGGACAGUCGCUGGGUGGCCAUCAGCACCCUCCGCGGCACUACCCAUGUAUUUCCCGUCAAUCCUUACGGUGGUGCACCCUGCGCUCGCACACACAUGUCCCCGCGGGUGGUCAACCGGAUGUCUCGCUUCCAAAAGAGUGCGGGCCUGGAGGAGAUUGAACAGGAGCUGAACAGGGUGGCUGCGUUAGGAGGAGGAGCAGGAGGAGGGGGCAUAGCAGGAGGAGGCUGCAUCCUGGGAGGAGGAGGAGGCAUUGGGGGCCGCUGUAGCCCCAUUCCUGGCCUGUCCAGCAGUCCAUCGGGGUCUCCAUUACACGCCAAGCUGAGCAGCCAGGAUUCAUACAACAACUUCACCAAUAACAACAUGGGGAACCCGCGGCUGACCCCACUGCCCACCCUCACUGUGGUGCUGCCUUUGGCUCAGAUCAAACAGCCUAUGACGCUGGGCACCAUCACCAAACGCACAGGCAAAGCUAAGCCACCCCCUCAGAUCUCCCCAAGCAAGUCCAGCGGAGGAGAGUUUUGUGUGGCUGCCAUCUUUGCCUCGUCUCGCUCCUGGUUCAUCACCAACCCAAACAUGAAAAGGGACAAAGAUCAGUCUAGGCAGUCAGUUGUUGACUCGCUGUACAUCCUCAGUUGCUAUGGUAACUUGGUGGAGCAUGUCCUGGAACCUCGGCCAAUUAGCACUGCUCAAAAGAUUAGUGAUGACACACCUUUGGAGCUCAGCACCUGUCCAAGGGCCUGCUGGACUCUAGCCAGGACUCCACAGUGGAAUGAGCUGCAGCCGCCCUUCAACUCCAACCACCCCCUGGUGUUGGCCUCAGACCUGGUGCAGUACUAUCAGUAUCUUUGGGCUGCGAUGCCCCCAGGAAGCCCAGGCCCAAUCACCCGUCACGAGUCGUCGGACAGCCUGGCGUCGGACCACAGUGGUCAGGAGGAUGAGGAGUGGCUCUCUCAGGUGGAGAUUGUGACCCAUACAGGGCCCCACAGGCGCCUGUGGAUGGGGCCCCAGUUUCAAUUUAAGACUAUUCACCCUUCAGGCCAGACCACAGUCAUCUCCUCCUCCUCCUCAGUCCUUCAGUCCCAGGGCCCAACUGAUGUCCAGCAGCCCCUGUUGGACUUUGACACAGACGACCUGGACUUGCACAGCCUGAGGAUCCAGCCAGUCCGUUCAGACCCAGUCAGCAUGCCUGGUUCAUCACGUCUGGUGGCUGAUCGCAGAGGACAGUCCAACAUCAUGGACACAGGAUCAGGUGAGUGCCACACUGCCACACAGUGCUCUGUGUCUGUCAUGCUCUCACUCUGUGGCCCUCCUCAGUUUCGGUGUCAGGCCCUCCACACUCCCACCAAGGGCCCCUCCAUUCUUCCUUGACACCCUGUCAUUAUUUUAAUCAAAUGCAAUUACCAGCACUCUGAGGACAAUUGAGUUCUGUUGACUGUCCUUUUUCUGUUACCCCUUGCCCC